AUGGCCACCUCUCCUCCCCCCACCGCCACCGGCUCCAGCAAGGUCGAUGCCGCAAAGGCUAAGCUUGCGGCCGCCGACCCUACCGCGCCCACUGGCCUGGCCCUGUACUCGCGAUUCGCUUUCGCCGGUGCCGUCUGCUGCUCCGUCACCCACGGAGCCCUCACACCCGUCGAUGUCGUCAAGACCAGGAUACAACUUGACCCCGCCACCUACAACACCGGUCUGAUCGGUGGCUUCCGCAAGACCAUCGCCAAUGAGGGUAUGGGCGCUGUCUGGACCGGUUUCGGUCCUACCGCUGCCGGUUACUUCCUCCAGGGUGCCUUCAAGUUCGGAGGUUACGAGUUCUUCAAGCAGCAGUCCAUCAACCUUGUCGGUUACGAGACUGCCGCCAACAACCGCACUGCCGUCUACCUCGCCUCUGCCGCUGUCGCUGAGUUCUUCGCCGAUGUCGCCCUCUGCCCUCUCGAGGCUACCCGUAUCCGUCUCGUCGGUGACCCAACCUUCGCCAACGGUCUCGUUGGUGGAUUCUCCAAGAUCCUGAAGACCGAGGGUGUCGGUGCCUUCUACUCUGGUUUCGGACCCAUCCUGUUCAAGCAGGUCCCCUACACCAUGGCCAAGUUCGCCGUCUUCGAGAAGGUCAACGAGGCCGUCUACUCUGUCGUCGACAAGAGCCAAACCUCCAACGGCAUGCAGACCGUCUACAACUUGGGCUCUGGUAUCAUUGCCGGUUUCGCCGCCGCCAUCAUCUCCCAGCCCGCCGACACCAUGCUCUCCAGGAUUAACAAGACCAAGGGUCUUCCCGGAGAGGGAACCACCUCCCGUUUGAUUAAGAUCGCCAAGGAGCUCGGUCUCCGCGGAUCUUUCGGUGGUAUCGGUGCCCGUCUUUUCAUGGUCGGUACCCUGACCGCUGGUCAGUUCGCCAUCUACGGUGAUAUCAAGAAGGCACUAGGUGCUACAGGCGGAGUAGAAAUCGCUAAGACUAACUAA
Molecule: messenger RNA, 987 nt
Organism: Alternaria ethzedia
Lineage: Eukaryota; Fungi; Ascomycota; Dothideomycetes; Pleosporales; Pleosporaceae
Exons: 4
Coding region: 1-987 (328 amino acids)
Biological process (GO): mitochondrial phosphate ion transmembrane transport
Cellular component (GO): mitochondrial inner membrane
Molecular function (GO): phosphate transmembrane transporter activity
Source: RefSeq, a predicted model, not a curated record